Molecule: messenger RNA, 310 nt
Organism: Scutellospora calospora
Lineage: Eukaryota; Fungi; Glomeromycota; Glomeromycetes; Diversisporales; Gigasporaceae
Source: the annotation of a GenBank genome assembly
ACAGCUUUGCAAAACUAGAAACAAUUUGUUAAAAAUACUUGAUUCAAGCACAGAUUUCACACUAUUAAAUUCAGAUGAGGUACUUGCACAUGUUGAUUAUAAAAUUGAUUCACCAAAGAAAGAGGAGGAUGAAUACGAUUGGCACACAAACGAUCCAUAUGAAAUGGAAUCUGAUUGGAAUGCUGAUGAUACUAAUAAUAAUGAGUGGCAUUACGAUUACGGGAACAAUGAUUAUGAAGAUGGAAAAUGGUCUCAUGAAGAUACAUUUUCUGUGGAUGGACAGCAUUUGCAAUCAGGUUGGGACAAUUAA